This is a messenger RNA of Argiope bruennichi, 2457 nucleotides long. RefSeq names its product casein kinase I. Gene Ontology annotation, cellular component: nucleus; cytoplasm. Lineage: Eukaryota; Metazoa; Arthropoda; Arachnida; Araneae; Araneidae. Gene Ontology annotation, biological process: peptidyl-serine phosphorylation; signal transduction; negative regulation of canonical Wnt signaling pathway. The transcript has 8 exons. Bases 149 to 1129 code for a protein of 326 amino acids. The record is from RefSeq and is a predicted model, not a curated record. Gene Ontology annotation, molecular function: ATP binding; protein serine/threonine kinase activity.
AGCUUGCCCAAAAUUUUCUUGACGUCACUUUGCAAAAUGUUGGAGAAGUAUGCGUAGGUCGCGAAUGCCUACGAUUUGUAACAUCAAAGUUUAUAAAUUGUGAUUUGAAAACGGUAUAAUUAGUCCAGUUAAUUAAUAUUAGUACAUAAUGGCAAGCGCAAGUAGCUCUUCGAGAUCUGAGUUUAUUGUGGGUGUGAAAUAUCGAUUAGUGCGUAAAAUAGGAAGUGGGUCCUUCGGAGAUAUAUAUUUAGGAAUCAACAUCACAAGUGGCGAGGAGGUUGCUGUGAAAUUAGAAUCAACUAAAGCUCGACAUCCACAACUUCUGUAUGAAAGCAAAUUAUAUAAAAUUCUCCAAGGUGGUGUUGGAAUACCUCAUGUCAGGUGGUUUGGACAAGAAAGAGACUACAAUGUCUUGGUUAUGGAUCUGUUAGGACCUAGCUUAGAGGAUUUAUUUAAUUUUUGUUCAAGGCGAUUUACUAUGAAAACUGUUUUGAUGCUAGCUGAUCAGAUGAUUGGACGAAUUGAGUAUGUUCACAAUAAAAAUUUUAUCCAUAGAGAUAUAAAACCUGACAAUUUUCUAAUGGGUAUAGGACGACAUUGUAAUAAGCUAUUCUUGAUUGAUUUUGGAUUAGCCAAAAAAUAUCGAGAUAAUAGAACUCGCCAACACAUUCCUUAUCGUGAAGAUAAAAAUUUAACUGGAACUGCUCGUUAUGCUAGUAUUAAUGCUCACCUGGGUAUAGAGCAAAGUCGGAGAGAUGAUAUGGAGUCCUUGGGAUAUGUUCUAAUGUAUUUCAACAAGGGAAGUCUGCCAUGGCAAGGUCUCAAGGCUGCUACGAAAAAGCAAAAAUAUGAAAAGAUCAGUGAAAAGAAAAUGUCCACAAAUGUAGAAGUGCUAUGUAAGGGUUACCCUGCUGAAUUUGCAAUGUACCUUAACUAUUGCCGAGGACUCCGCUUUGAAGAAGCUCCCGACUACAUGUACCUUCGCCAGCUUUUCAGAAUCUUGUUCCGAACUCUAAAUCAUCAGUACGAUUACACCUUUGAUUGGACCAUGCUUAAACAAAAGGCAGCAGCCUCUGCCCCUGCUGUUGGUGCUACAUCACAAGUUGUCACUACUACGGCCGGUCGCUAACUUGGUGGCCUUCCCAGACUGUGCGCUGGGAAACAGGAACAACCUUGAUAGCCACUUGAUUAUGGAAAUAGCCUGUACCAUGUCAUUUAAACUGGGGAGAGGUGGAGGUGAAAAAUGAAAAAAAAAAAAAAAAAAAAAGUUAAAAAAAAUUAUAUGUAUAAACAUAUAUAUAAAUAUAUAUAAUGACUUCAAGAAACUGAAUGCAGUUGUUAGUUUGAAGAACUCAGAAUGCAGAGGACCUGCUUCAUGGAGUGAUUCUAUCUCUGCAAUCAAAGUCCUUCAUUUUGUGAACUGUUGAUUUUUUUUUCAUCAGAAACGUUUACCUCUCCCACCUCAUCUCUAAGCUACAAAGAUUAAUAAGAGUUGUGACCACUUUAUCUCUUCAGUUUUUGUAUAUGACCAGUGUUGCAGUUUGCAAAUUCAUUCGUCCUUGAAUAUCCAAUUAUGUCUUGCCCUUUGCAUCCAGCAUUAAAAUGGGGGGACAGUUUUUACAUUUUGGCAAGAUUUUUUCAUUCUACAUAUUUUCUGCGCUUGUCGGAAUACUCUGUCAAGGAGUAAGCACAGGUAAUCUUGAGCGCAUCUUGUCACAUUUUUGAAUUCUAAUUUGAGUUUUUUUUUCAACGAUCUCAGUUUUUGAUCCUCCACUGAAUGCGCAAGAGGUUAUCGCCAUAGUUAUAUGCCUGAAUGACUUUGCAAUGCAUUGUUAUGCUAAUUAUGAUGAAUGAACUAUAUUGGAGAAGACAGUUUCAUAUUAUAUUUAAUUCUACAAUUUCCAUUAACAAAUGAACUUUGCUUUAGAUGUUCUGCAUUUCUGUAAAAAAAAAGUAACAAAAAAAAUUGUGCUGUGUGUAUCUGGUUUAUUCAAUUAAUUCCUUAUGUAUCUUUAGCAGUGGUCUUAGUCAUUUAUUUUAUGUAUGUGCUGCGUGUGCAGUACAAUCUGUUUGUCUGUUGUCCAGAUGUAUGUCAUUCAUGUUACUGCCACAGAAUGUUCAUCUAGUUGAGGGAGCUGAUAACCUGAUUCUAUGUAUAAAGUCCAUAUUGCUGUUUGUAUAGUUAGGCAUUUUCUUUUCUUUCUUCCUUUAUUUUUUUUUUUUUAAUAUUGCUUGUUGCCGCCCUGUUACUUACUGUAUUAAUGGUGUGAAUUUUGUUUUCUUUUUGUAUGUGUAGUGUUUGAAGAUAAGAGGUACAUAUUGAUAAAAGUAAUUUAAUGUAAUAUAACUUGUGUGGUAGCAACAUAUUAAAAACCACCUUUUAGGUACUUUUAAAAAAAGCUGUUUUAAGCAAAUGUAAAAAAAUAAAAUUGCCUGAAUAAAGAAUUUGCUGGUUUA